Messenger RNA from Aspergillus melleus, 1605 nucleotides. RefSeq names its product cytochrome P450. The record is from RefSeq and is a predicted model, not a curated record. The transcript is spliced from 3 exons. Lineage: Eukaryota; Fungi; Ascomycota; Eurotiomycetes; Eurotiales; Aspergillaceae. Bases 1 to 1605 code for a protein of 534 amino acids. Gene Ontology annotation, molecular function: iron ion binding; oxidoreductase activity, acting on paired donors, with incorporation or reduction of molecular oxygen; monooxygenase activity.
AUGAUCGACAAGCUGGUCAGUCAGAUGACCUCUUCGCAGGCAUACCUCUGUCUGCUGGGAGGCUUUUUUCUGCUGUGUUUGUUUCGCAAAAUCCAGGUCUCCAGGCAGAUCGCGAGUCUAGGAAGUAGGGCUGCGCAGGUCCAAUUCCGCCUGCCGUAUGCCAUUGAUUUCAUUUACCGAUCGAUUAAAUCCAACAAGGCGGGUCGGGAUCUAGAAUUUUGGGAGAAUGCCAUCAAAACCGCCAAAGGCGCGUCGACGGUCGACUGUCCCAAAACCGCAGAGCUCGACGCGGGCGUCUCGACCCGAGCGAUCUUCACCAAGGACCCCGAGAACAUCAAAGCCAUUCUCACGGGCCAAUUCCUCGACUAUGGCAAAGGCGAGAGUUUCCAUCGCGAGUGGAAGGAGUUCCUUGGGGAUAGUAUCUUCGCGACGGAUGGCGAAUUGUGGUCUCGCUCGCGACAUCUGAUCCGGCCCAUGUUUGUUCGCGAACGGAUCGUCGACACGGAGAUCUUCGAGAAGCAUGUUCAGCAUCUGAUACCUUUAUUGGAAGGUCAGCGAUCGCCUGUUGCUGGCAAGGUGGUGGACGUUGGCCCUCUCUUCUUUCGCUAUACUCUCGACGCGGCUACCGAUUAUCUCCUCGGACAGGGUACAGAUAGUCUUCAGAAUCCGAAGACCACUUUUGCCGAAGCAUUUCGAUAUGUGCAGCAUCGCCAGGCCGAGUUCUUCCGUCUCGGGAUAUUCAGCGGCCUGCUAUCCCGUACGCAAUUCCGACAGAACCUCAAACUAAUGGACGAUUUUAUACAACCAUACAUUAACCAUGUCCUCUCCUUGUCUCCCUCGGAGCUGGACCAGAAACUCUCCAAGCGGGAGACAUUCCUGGAAGCCCUCGCCCGCUUCACAAGGGAUCCGCGGGUCCUACGCGAUCAGCUCGUGGCCAUCCUCCUGGCAGGCCGCGACACAACCGCCACCACGCUAUCCUAUUGUGUCUUCGAACUCUCGCGCAACCCUCAAAUAGUCGCCAAACUCCGCGACGAGAUCCGUCACCGUCUGGGUCUCGGCCCUGACGCCCAAAAGCCCACCUACGCCGACCUCAAGGAGAUGAAAUUCCUCAACGCCGUCCUCAACGAGACCAUGCGUCUCUACCCCGUCGUCCCUUUCAACGUCCGCUACUCGCUCCGCGACACCACCCUUCCCCGGGGCGGCGGCCCGGACGGCCUGUCCCCUGUCGGCGUCCGCGCCAACACGCGCAUCAUCUACUCCACGAUGACCAUGCAGCGAAGCGCCGAACACUACGACCCCCCUGGCUCGGCUACGUACUUCGAUCCCGAGAAAUGGCUCCCGGAGCGCUGGCUGUCCGGAUGGCAGCCAAAGCCAUGGCAUUUUAUUCCCUUCAACGGCGGCCCGAGGAUCUGUAUCGGUCAACAGUUCGCUACCAUCGAGAUGGGUUAUACCAUCGUGCGGAUUUUACAGGCGUUUGAGCGUAUCCAGGCCAUGCCGGCGACUGGCAAAGACUCGGUCGAGGAUCCGGUUCUGCGGUUCGAGGUCACUCUGAGUCCCGGGUCGGAGAUGAAUUGUGUUUUUGUGAGGGAUGGGCAGGCGGGAUAG